This is a messenger RNA of Sorghum bicolor (sorghum), 711 nucleotides long. RefSeq lists its product as uncharacterized. Lineage: Eukaryota; Viridiplantae; Streptophyta; Magnoliopsida; Poales; Poaceae. The record is from RefSeq and is a predicted model, not a curated record. Bases 1 to 711 code for a protein of 236 amino acids. The transcript has 3 exons.
AUGUUGCGUGGGAGGGCUAGUGGCCGCUCCACGCACGUGCUGGCGCAUAGACAUAUUGUCCUAGCGAGCGAUGUUGUGGCGUUGUCCAAGCCGAAUGGGAGCAUCCGCCUAGUGGCGAACAAGCCAUGUGGUAGUAGGGCAGCUGGCGGUGAUGGUGCACGGGCAAACGAAUUAGGGGGUGGACCUGCUAUUCAAGGAGGUGUAGUGGGUCAUGAUGAGGCUACACCAAGCCCCCAAGGCAACCUAGGAGCACCUACUGGGCACAACUUUGCAACACCACCAAGUCAGCACUCUGAAGAAACUUUUGGAGGGCCACUGAGAUUUAGGACGCUGAAUGACUUGUUUGAUACAACUGAAGAGGUUCAGGACUAUGAAUAUAGUGGGGUCUACAUGCUAGCUGCUGAUGAACCACUAGGUGUGGAUGAGGCACUGGAAGAAGAGUGUUGGGUUGAAGCCAUGAUGAGUGAGUUGCUGUCAAUUCAGAAUAACAAGACCUGGCAUUAUGCAACUCUUCCGAAGGGUCACAGAGCAAUAGGCUUGGAAUGGGUAUACAAGGUCAAGAGGGAUCCUAAGGGCAGCAUUCUGAAACACAAAGCUAGGCUUGUGGCAAAGGGAUAUGUUCAAAGGCAUGGGGUGGACUAUGAUGAGGUAUUUGCUCCUGUUGCUAGGCUAGAGACUGUCAGGAGGAAGUAUAUGUCCAACAGCCACUAG